Molecule: messenger RNA, 1095 nt
Organism: Exaiptasia diaphana
Lineage: Eukaryota; Metazoa; Cnidaria; Anthozoa; Actiniaria; Aiptasiidae
Product: eukaryotic translation initiation factor 3 subunit I
Exons: 8
Coding region: 106-1071 (321 amino acids)
Biological process (GO): cytoplasmic translational initiation
Cellular component (GO): cytoplasm; eukaryotic translation initiation factor 3 complex, eIF3m
Molecular function (GO): protein binding; translation initiation factor activity; RNA binding
Source: RefSeq, a predicted model, not a curated record
CUCACUUCUUUAAAAAGCGUGAUUCAUGGCCGUGAAUCUAUGACAAGUCAGUAAAGGGAAACCCGGUUUUAUCGUGAAAAGUAAAGAUAAACCAAGCCAAUAAUCAUGAAACCCAUUGUCCUUCAUGGCCAUGAGAGAGCCAUUACCUUGAUAAAGUACAAUCGUAUGGGAGAUCUUCUUUUUAGUUCAGCUAAAGACACUAAACCGACAGUGUGGUACUCCUUGAAUGGUGAACGUUUAGGGACCUAUAAUGGCCAUGGCGGUGCUAUUUGGUGCUUUGAUAUUAACUGGGAUUCUACCAAGUUUGUGUCAGGAUCCGCUGACAACAGCAUGCGUCUAUGGGACUGUGAAAUGGGGACAACUAUUUCAAGAUUGGACACAUCAACAGCAGUCAGAACAUGUGGCUUUUCUUACUGUGGAAAUUUAAUCAUGUUUUCAACAGACAGACAGAUGGGACAUAAUUGUCAUAUAAUGAUGGUUGAUAUUAGACAAGAUUUUAAAACUCCAGUUUUAACAGUUGAGGUUCCUGGACCUAAAGUAACAUCAGCUGUGUGGGGUCCUCUAGAUGAAAUGUUUAUAACUGGACAUGAAAAUGGAGAACUUAUUCAGUGGGAUCCAAAGUCUGGAAGUAAAUUAAUUAAUGUACAUGAGCACACCAAGGCUAUCAAUGACAUUCAAAUGUAUAAAGAUUACACGAUGUUUGUGACUGCAUCAAAAGACAACACAGCAAAGCUAUUUGAUACUGAUUCUUUUCGACAUUUAAAAACCUACAAGACUGAGAGACCAGUAAACUCUGCAUCUUUGUCACCCAUCAAAGACCAUGUUGUGUUGGGUGGUGGACAAGAGGCAAUGGAUGUAACAACAACAUCAACAAGAAUUGGAAAAUUUGAUGCCAGGUUUUACCAUACUAUCUUUGAAGAAGAAAUAGGUCGAGUAAAGGGUCAUUUUGGUCCUAUUAACAGUGUUGCUUUCCAUCCUGAUGGAAAAAGUUACAGUAGUGGUGGAGAAGAUGGCUAUGUACGAAUCCACUCCUUUGACAUGUCAUAUUACGACAUUGAAUUUGAACAUUAGCAAUAAACAUCAAUGUACAUGAUU